GGUAAUCUGACGUGUACAUAAAUGAUACCUCAAAAACAGCUGUAGGUUAUCCUCCUGACUGAAUCAUAAUAAACAGUUAUAAAAAGAGACGUAAAUAAUAUCGUGAAAAUUUGAUUUUUUCAUUUAAAAAAUGUUGGACUUGUUCACGAUAUUUAGUAAAGGUGGAAUUGUACUCUGGUGUUUCCAGAGUACAUCACAAUUAUUUAAACCGAGUGUUAAUGCACUCAUUAGGAGUGUGAUAUUACAGGAGAGAACAGGUGUUUCAGCAUACGAGCAUGACUCUUUGCGCCUUCAGUACAAACUUGACAAUGAAUUCGAGCUGGUGUUCGUGGUGGCAUACCAGAAGAUUCUGCAGCUCUCGUACGUGGAUAAAUUUCUGAAUGAUAUUCACCUGGAGUUUCGGGAUAAAUUUAAGAAUCAGCUGGAGAAGUCCCAGUGGUUCUUCGAUUAUGGAAAAUUCGUGGGCGAUUACCAGAAUAUUCUCAUGUCUGCUGAGCAAUGGGGAAAACAGCAGGCAAAAAUGCCCAAGCAAAUGCGAACGUUCGAUGAGAGCGCUAAAUCCAAAAAGACUGUUGCCAGUAUGAUAGAGAGAAAGGACGACAAGGAUGACAAAAAAUCCGGAAAGAGUAAGAAAAAAGCAGCUGUUACCCUUGACGAAAAUGGAACGCACGUACAAGAGAAUGGAAACGAUCAAGUGAAUAUUACAAAUGAAGAUGAUAUAGACUCCGGUGAAAAUUCAUUGGAAUUGAAUUUGAAGAAGUUGAGCCAGCGUAUAACCAAGAAAAAAAUUGACAAGCAAAAGAGUCCGAAGACGGAAAAGGCAGGAAAAAAGCCCCGGGUUUGGGAAUUGGGAGGUACAAACAAAGAUCUGGCAAACCUAGAACGUACCCGAGACAAACCAGCAGAAGAGGGCGAGAGGAUUCAAGCGAAUACUGCGCUGAUAGGUCAGAUGAGAGGAGGCAUUCGUGACUUGGAAGUUGAAUCUGACUCCGACGAGGAGGAGAUUGAAGUUGUAACCCAGACAAAGCCUGAAAAAAAAUCCGGUGGUGGGAUGUUCUCAGUCCUGAAGGGUCUCGUCAGCAAUAAACAGCUCACCUCCACCGAUCUCGAUCCUGUCCUUGAGAAAAUGAAGGACCACCUGAUCGCCAAGAACGUUGCAUCAGAUAUUUCUGUGAGUCUUUGCAAUUCCCUGCGAGCCAAACUCGAGGGCAAAGUCCUGGGGACCUUCGAGAGCAUCGCCAGCACUGUGAAGACAACUCUCACUGACUCCCUCGUUCAAAUUCUCUCCCCCAAACGAAGAGUUGAUAUCCUGCGUGAUGCAUACGAGGCCAAAAAGGAGGGGAGGCCUUAUGUCAUGUCUUUUUGUGGCGUCAAUGGCGUGGGAAAGUCCACCAAUCUUGCGAAAAUAUGCUUCUGGCUAAUUGAGAAUAAUUUUCGGGUGCUCAUUGCAGCUUGCGAUACUUUUCGUGCUGGAGCAGUAGAGCAGUUGCGUACCCACACCCGUCACUUGAAUGCACUUCAUCCAGCUGAAAAGCAUGGAAAUUCCACGAUGGUACAAUUAUUCGAGAAGGGCUAUGGAAAGGAUGCAGCUGGAAUAGCUAUGGAGGCGAUUCGCUUCGCCAAGGAAUCGAGAAUAGACAUUGUAUUGAUCGAUACAGCUGGAAGAAUGCAGGACAAUGAACCACUGAUGCGUGCCCUAGCGAAAUUGAUAAAAGUUAAUCAGCCGGAUCUCGUUCUAUUCGUUGGAGAAGCACUCGUAGGUAACGAAGCUGUUGAUCAGCUCGUUAAGUUCAAUCGUGCACUCGAGGACUUCAGCAAUUCCGCCACUCCUCGUACUAUCGAUGGAAUCGUUCUCACUAAAUUUGAUACUAUCGAUGAUAAGGUCGGCGCUGCCAUUUCCAUGACUUACAUCACAGGUCAGCCGAUUGUUUUCGUUGGCACUGGUCAGACUUACACUGAUCUCAAGACCCUCAAUGCCAAGGCUGUUGUCCACGCCCUCAUGAAGUGAAAUAUACGAAUUUAUAUUGCGUACAGAGAUAAAUAAAUUUUGAUGGUAAAAAGGAAGAUUUUACAUUCAAAGAGUAUUUUUCUUGCUGAAGAAUAAAAAUUUUUUGAAUACAAAAUUUUCUCGUCCUACAUCACGAAAUAGUGCAUCAAUAUAUCAUGACGAUUAUUGAAUGCCAUUUGUAUAUUUAUAUAAAAUUAAUAAUGCUGUUACCAAUAAAUUCGACUGUUUUAAAAA
This is a messenger RNA of Fopius arisanus, 2242 nucleotides long. RefSeq names its product signal recognition particle receptor alpha (gene SrpRalpha). Gene Ontology annotation, cellular component: signal recognition particle receptor complex; endoplasmic reticulum membrane. Gene Ontology annotation, molecular function: signal recognition particle binding; GTP binding; ATP hydrolysis activity. The transcript is spliced from 4 exons. The record is from RefSeq and is a predicted model, not a curated record. Lineage: Eukaryota; Metazoa; Arthropoda; Insecta; Hymenoptera; Braconidae. The coding region runs from base 131 to 2008 and encodes 625 amino acids. Gene Ontology annotation, biological process: SRP-dependent cotranslational protein targeting to membrane; intracellular protein transport.